Molecule: messenger RNA, 5678 nt
Organism: Megalopta genalis
Lineage: Eukaryota; Metazoa; Arthropoda; Insecta; Hymenoptera; Halictidae
Biological process (GO): extracellular matrix organization; cell adhesion
Cellular component (GO): extracellular matrix
Molecular function (GO): cell adhesion molecule binding
Source: RefSeq, a predicted model, not a curated record
GGUGGAAGAGUAAAACUCUCAGACGUUUUCCGAUCUCUAACAGUUUCGAACUCGUCCUCGCCAACGUGUGAACUUGUCAGGCCGCAGCACCGACGCGUCUUCGCCAUUGUCUUCCCUGCUUUCUGGUUGUUUAAUACGGGGGAACCAGCGCCGCGAUUAAAACCGUUCCUCUCGCGUUUUCACCGAAUAACAAACUCGCCGGCACGGUGUGCUUUCCCAUCGGGAAAUAUUCGAAUUUCUUCUCCGCGGUGAGAAUACUUUCAGGCUUUCGAGUUUCCGCAUUUCAUUUUCCUGCGGGAAGAUUUUCAAACGUUCCGCACGACGACCCUGGAUAAAAAAAAAUUAAAGAACGAAACGGGAACCACAGUGCGACCGGAAGUUUCAGAGAGAUCAUUUGGAAAAAAAACGUUUGAGAAACGGAAAAAGAAGAGCAGUGAGAGUUCGAUGGUCCUGUAGUGAAGUUUAUAGAAGCAGCAAGAGGUGUUCGAUCGGGUAUCGAUCCGGUUUCGGGACCAAUGUUCGUGACAAUGAGACGGAAGAACAUCCUCAGUUUCUUUUGGGUUGCACUGAUUCUGGGGUUCGAUGAUGUCGUCGCUGAUGCUGACCCGGCGAUCCUAGCGGGAAGUGAUUUAGCUAAUUUUCAACAGAGUCGGCCAUCCCUCGACCCGCGGCCGCGUCUCUCGGCGUCGCAGCAGGCCCAAAUCCUGAGCGACGUGCAGCAACACCAGCAACGCUAUCGUCGGCCUCAACAGGAAGUCCCUGCCAGUUACUCGGCUCUCUCCAAAUAUAAAGUGGACCGCGCGAAGCAGCAGCAGAUCCAACAGCUGCUCCAACAACAGCAACAGGUGCAGCAGCUGAUACAGCAACAGCAGCUGAAGAUAACGCAGCAGCUGAACAACGCCAAUUACCUUGGAAACUCGCAGCCGCAGUUUCCGUCUCAAUCGAACAAACAGUUCCAGCAACAAUUCUCAGGCGGUCAGUUCACAGAAAGCAACAAGCAAUUCCAGAAUCUCCAGCAGGACCUGUCUCAGCCGCUGUUCAGCGACCAACAAACAGUUCAACUGCAGGAGUAUCUGGAGAAGCAACGAGAACUGGAGUUGUUGCAGAAGCAGAGACAGCAACUGUUGCUGGAACAACAGGAGCUAAGGAAGCAACAGGAGCUUCUGAGGAUUCAGCAGCUUCAGAAGCUGACGUCGACGACUCCGGCACCAGUUCCCCUGACAUCCCCUAGCACGAUCUCCAUCAGCACCACCGCGUCUCCAGUUCUGGUGUCCUUGCCAACCGCGAGGAAGAUCACGCCAUCCGAGACAGAACUGUUUCUCAAAGCUAUCGCAACCCAUCAGAAGAAGUUCUCCACGACGACGCCCAUACCAACUUCUCUGAUAACCACCACCAAGGCGCCGUUCGUCGCAACCGUCGCUCCUAGGACUCAAUCGACGAAAGUGUCGUCGUCCAGCAUCCCGGAGAAUCUCUUGAGCCUGAUUCAAGAGCAAGAAAGCCAGCUGGUCCAGCAAGGGAAGCCUAAGCCUCAGAUCAAGGUUAUCUAUCAGACCGAGAAACCAGCGACGGAGAAGCCUGCGAGCACGAGGAGCAGAUCUUAUUUAGGUACGGAGAGAGAAGGCCUGCUGAAGCAGCUGAAGCUGGCACUAGCUCAAUCCGUGGACGACGACGCGCGAAAUGUCAGCACGAGGGACAUCGUGCUUCCGAACGGGAAGAAGAUUCAGCUGAUCGACGCACCCGCUGGCCUCUCUACAGCCGUCUCGUCUCAAGCUACUACCUUGUCGUCGACCUUGGCUACUUCGACGACCACCAUCAAGCCCCCGAAAGCUAUUCUCGAGGAGCUGACGAAGGGCGUGCUUCCACCCGGCGCUGAUUUCGAAGUGAUCAGGCAGAAGAGCGACGGGAAGUUGGAGGAGAUCGGGAAGGCGCCGAUUCAGAGUCUACCGGCUAAGAAGGUCACCUUCGUGGUGUUGGAGGAACAACCGGAUGGCAGCUAUAAAGUCCAGGGUGUGAAAGGGAACGCCGAGAAAGAGGGAAGUGACGUCGACUCGAUCGUGGAGAAGAUAAAGAAAGGUGAAUUGAAGUUGCCACCGAGCUCCGUGAAUCCAGUUACGCCUAGUCAAAGUCUUAGAUCGACACUGGAUGAUCUGCCUCCAACCAGGCAAAGUACCGUCACGCAUUAUAGCACCGGCUCUACGACUUUUCGACCGACCACCGUCAGGUCAACAUCUGUUUCGUCGAGAUACACGGAGAGGCCGACGGAAUACUUCCCGCAAGUGACCAUUUCCCCGAACUCGGUGUCCACGACCGACAAGUACCUGUCGUCAGCGUCGAGCGUCACCGGCCACGUGUUCAACUCUCUCAGCCCGGUGACAACCCCGAGAUUGUCAACGGUGGACCAAGAGGGCCGCGUGACAGCGAAACAUCCGACCGUGACAAGAAGCCACUUUAUCCCAACCAUGGCUCCGGUCAAUGAGAUCAUUACAACAACACCGUCCGCGGCGCAGACGACUUUCCCGCAUCAUUCGACCAAUUCUUACAUUCACUUCACCGUUAGGCCAUCCAGUGAAACCUCUCCGACGACGAAGCCGAUUUCUACUACCGGUAGACCGGUGACCACCUUACAUAAUGAAAAUAUCAUUUACCAAGAGGGCUUCGAAAGGUCCACGCCGUCCCCCCCGACGGAAUACCCAUCCACGCAGAGCCAGUCGCAGGAAAGUUUGACCACGCUGCUGAAGCGGGAAGGGCUGUUCGCGAUGACUAAAUAUCUGAGGCAGUCAGGGCUCGACACCGUGUUGAACGAAACAGGACCGUACACGAUAUUCGUGCCGACAGACAAAGCCUUCAGGACACUAUUGGUUCAACUUGGCGGCCCAGAGAAAGCAGAACAGAAAUUCCGGGAUAAUCCACGACUUCUCAGUGGCCUCCUUCUGCAUCAUGUAAUACCAGGAGGUUUUAGGAUCGGCACUUUGCAAGACGAAAUGACUGGCGUCAGUUUAGCUGGAACACAGCUCAGGGUGAACGAAUAUGCGAUGCAUGAUCACGAAUGGAACGACGUAAAGUUAACGACGAUAAAUGGAGCGAAAGUGGCGCCAAAUAAACGUGACAUCGAAAUUCCUCAAGGGAUCGCUCAUGCUGUGGACAGGGUGAUGUUUCCACUUCCGGUCGGUGAUUUGGUGCAGACGUUGCAAGCUGAUCGCGAAAGAAGGUUUACCACCUUCUUGAAAAUGCUUUACAUUUCCGGCCUUCAAGAUACUUUAUCAGGACCGAAGACAUUUACCAUCUUCGCUCCAACGGACUCAGCUUUCGAUGCAGCAACCUCGAAAGACGGAGGCCCGAUAUGGACGGAAGAAGACGGGCCGGAAGCGGCGAAGACGAUUAUUACGAGACACAUUUUACCAUCUACUCUAUACACAGCGGGAAUGAGGUAUUAUUUGCAGAAAGAUACUCUUCGUCCUCAAUCGCCCGUUCAUAUUCACAAAAAUGGAGGUCGAGUAAAGGUGAAUGAAGCAAACGUGGUAACACAUAAUAUUCCAGCAACAAAUGGAGUUCUACACGCGAUCGACGGCGUAUUAUAAGCGCGGAACCGCUUGACGCCGUGCUUCGAAAACUCGAAAACUAUCUUACAAUCAGUCGCAGACCAAUCGAAGUAUUUCUUCAGCUCUCUAUAUUAAUCUCCGACUUGAUUUAAUUUUUCGGUUCGCGCAUUUAUAUGCGAAAUGUUUGCAUUGAAUCUUCCACCCUGUUGCUCAUACAGUAAGGGAUAAAAAUAUUUAUAUCGCUGUACAAUAAAAAUAUAAAAGUAAAAGUACCGAUGUUUUUCAUAAGAAGAGAAAAAAGAGAUGAAGAAAAGUUUAUAUGUAUAGUUCCAAACCAUAAUGUCUAAGAACAGUUCGCAAGGUCAUUUUGGAGGUCACUAAUAUCUUGUACCUAUGGCAUUUUGGUCUCUUUGAAACAAUUACGUAAAUGUUACUGUUAAAGCACAAGAAAUCUUAAAAAUAAAAAUUUUACAUCUUUUUGAACACUCUGAUGACGGGGCUCGGGUCCAUUUACAGAUAUAUAAGUAUUGUUAUAUGGCUAUUUAGUUUCUGACAAUUAACUUAAGUUCUCACAUGUUUCAUAAGGGGUACCUUAAAAAAUAUGUUGACAAAAAUUGAUAAAUAAAAUUAUAAAUGAUCGUAACCAUACUCAGUUAUAGUUUUGUGGAAAAGGUAUUAACAGUAGACUAUUGUCAAUUUUCAGCUCAUUGUAUGUUCCUUUCUACUCGCUUCAAAGUUUAAACAUGAUUAACGAUUUAUUUAUUUAUAAAGGUUUAUGACUCCAUAUGUCGGCAAAAAGUCUAGGUCUAGAACAUACAAUGAUCUUAAAAACAAGUUUCUUAUGUCCGUAUUAUUGUAAAAAUUCUAAUAUUUUUAAAUGUACGAAUACUUCAUGUUCUACACUGUAGACAUCCGAACAUACUUGGUAUCUUGGACUUCACGAAUUGACCAAUUUGAUUAAAGGCCCUUAAUCAAGAUAUUUUUAACAUAGUAUUUUCAAGGUGUCACAUACAUAACAUGAAUAUAAAAUGGACUUAAUAUUGUACCAAUUUCGAUAGAAUGUAAAUAUUCUAUUUAGAAAUAAACGAAAUUAUAAAAUUAGCUGACAAACUUGUAAAAGAUAUGUUUAAGCUUACUCGAUCUAACAACUUUUGAUUUGCAAAAAGUAAAUAUAAUCUACAAAAGUAUUCAUUUUAGGAGCAAAACCCGUAUAGCAAUGCGGGAAAAUCAUGUCAGAGUGUGGAAACCAUGAAGUUACAUUUCUUGAAAAUUGAAGUGUCCGGAUAUUAUUGAGCAACAUGUAAACUAACAAUGUAGAUAAGAAACUUUGAUACUUAUGCAACAAACUAAAUAUAUGGAAAAAUAAAACAAAUAAAACAGCGGGCCUUCGAAAACGAUUAAAUGUAAACUUGUAAAUUAUAGUUUAAAAUUUCUUAGUAGUAAGUUAAGAUUAUUAUAAAUACAUAUUAGAAAAAUGAUGAAAUGUUAAGUUCUCAUUUUUCUUCAUAUUUAUAUCAAGAAUUUUAUUUUUGUAUGAAGCAAUACGAACACUAUGAUGUCGCGCUCUAAAUUAGUAUGAAAUUGGUAGGAAAAAUUCAAAUUAUUCGCUUUCCUUCGUAUUUAUAUUAUAACUGAAAAUUAUUUAGUACUUCAUAUAUAGAAGUUAUAGUUUUUCCAAAUGAUUCAUGUAUUCAUAAAUGAAAGAAGUUUCUACGACAAGUUCAAUAACUAACAAACUCGAUUUGCCAUAGAUGUAGCUAAAUUAAACGAGGAAAGGAUAAUGGGACAUUUUAUGUGGUGUUUAUAGUAAAAGUACUAUAGUUAGCCGAAGAAAAAAUCAUUUUCCAAGAAGAAUGUCUAAUACCACUUUCUCUUAUUAAGAAUAAACGACUGCUAUUAAGAGCAAGCUUUAUGAAACACCAAUUAAAAUUUCUUGUAAAACGAUUAUUAACUGGUAAAUAUUCUUUCUUCGGUUAAAUUGUAACUUGUGCAACGUAGAAGUAUACUCGUUUGUGUGCUUCCGACUACGCAAAUGCGAAAAAUGAAUUAUUAUUCUAUAGAGUAAUAAUGCAAUACCAUGAGUAGUAUUAUUGGAAUGUGUAUUAUUUUAUAAAUAAAUGUACAGAAUGUUUUUCAUAA